UCGAGCCAAAGGUCAAAUGUACACCCAAUUUGAUGCGAAUAGAGCUGCCUAUGAAAUCGUCCACCAAAGCAAUUUAUUUAAAAGGGCUGAAAGGCUACCCUAAUCCCGCCUGCUUACCUCAGACCGAUCCAGUGGAGGCCACCGCCGUUUUUCAACUCAAUCUGACCGAUUUCUAUCAGUGCGGGAUAACAAGAGCCAUAAAUCAAAUAACUGGCAAGCAGGUCUUCUACAAAACUAUAAUUAUCGAAUCCACAAGCGAAGUUGGAGGAAUUCAACAGCCGCACAUCGAGGAAUUUAUACACGUUAAAUGUUCAAUUUUUCCGAUCACCAAUCAUACCGUCGUGAAACGUAACGUGCUGCCCGCCGGAUUUCAGGAACCCGAAGAUCUCAAAAUAACAAGUAGCAUUACGACAAAAGCUCCCGUUCCGAUACUUGGGGUUGGCGUACGCCAAGGCGGUAAAUUAGUGACCGGCGAGCUAAAUGUUUCCCCCGGUACCCCAUUACAAAUGGAAAUAUUCUUGGAUAAAAAUUCCUCCGCUGUUUAUGGCCUGUUAGUAACCCACAUGCAAGUUACAGACACUAACACUCAAGAGGAAACGAUUAUUUAUAACGGGUAUGCUUUUAGCAAAGGGUUUAUGUUGAAUUAAGCAUAUCUAAACGAU
Photinus pyralis (common eastern firefly) is the source of this 662-nucleotide messenger RNA. RefSeq lists its product as uncharacterized. Lineage: Eukaryota; Metazoa; Arthropoda; Insecta; Coleoptera; Lampyridae. The record is from RefSeq and is a predicted model, not a curated record.